Messenger RNA from Verticillium alfalfae VaMs.102, 3600 nucleotides. RefSeq names its product inner centromere protein. The record is from RefSeq and is a predicted model, not a curated record. The transcript has 6 exons. Lineage: Eukaryota; Fungi; Ascomycota; Sordariomycetes; Glomerellales; Plectosphaerellaceae. The coding region runs from base 1 to 3600 and encodes 1199 amino acids.
AUGGCCGCCAUGCGUGGAGCGCGCGUUCCCGUCGGUUCGGCGACGUGGAUCGCAGGCGAGCGAUCCUCUGCGGAAGAUAUUGUCAAGACUGAGACUGAAGAGUUCUCCUACUCCGUCCGUAACGAGUUCGACUGGUUGAACGAGCACAUGGCCGACGUCUUCAAUGAAAAUGCCAUUAACGUUGCCGAAAUGUUCAAGACGCCCGGAAAGCUUCGGGGCAAAACGCCUCGAACAGCGAGAAAAGUCAUCACAGGAGAACCUCGCGUUCCUCUCUCAGAUAUCUUCUCCUCCGCGUCGAAAGGAGUGCCGACACCGUUCACACAGCAGCUAGGUCGCCUGCAGUCGCCGAGGUUACAGGCUUCAAGCUCCAGGUCGCCGCUCGCCAACAAGAUCGCGUCCCCCUUGAGACCUCUACCGUCGAUGCGGCCUCAACCUACGAAGAAUGCAGCACUUCCAGCGGACUCUGGCUAUUAUGGAAGCCAGUCUCAGGACGUGGUGGAUGUUGACCAUCAUGUUUACGCGACGCAGUCUACACAACCUUUCAGCCCUGUUCGAGAAGCCGACACAAACGAAGACGUCGCGUUCCACGUCGAUGAACCCUCGACACACGAAAGCCCGACCGUCACCAAGACGAUGCAAUCGCCCACCAUGACAUUCCAGACAGCACGCGAGGAGCAAACGACCCGAGUGCUCAAGGAUGUCACGCAAAAGAUGGCCUCGCCCGUUCCCAAUCCUUCCCCAGUACGAAGCCCGGCGAAACAGACAUCGACAUAUCCCAUCAUCUCGCCCCCCUCUCGUUUUGCGCACUCCUCAUCUCCCAAGAAAUCCUCGCCGCUCAAGACCUCGCCUGCCAAACACUUUGAUGAGCCCAUGUCGGACGCUCCAUCAGAAGACCACAGCCCUCUUGCGGACGAAGCACAGUCGCCUUCCGAGGGCUCAAGCCCCAUUCGCCCCGUUGUUCGCAAGAGCAGCCUCAACUUUGCUUCUCUGCCUGCUAGAGAGCCUUUGACUCACAAGAAGAGCCUAGGGGCGCGCCAGUCAAGACCCAGCCAUGAUAGUCGGCAGAGCUAUCUUGGCAGGCAUACUGGUGGGAAGAGCCUCAGCAACGUUGAUAUUUUGAGCUCUACCGAUGAUGAAGACGAUUACCAGGACGGCAUGGAGCUUGACGGCAUUGUUGCUGGCGCGCACAAAACAGCCAAUGAUGAGGUAUUCGCUGAUGAUCACAACAAGGUCUACACUCAGAGGCUGCAAGACCAGAUCAGCCUCCUUGGAAAGUCGCAACCGAACGCCAGCAGGCCCUCAAAGUCCAUCCCUAGUUCCGCGGUUCUUCAAGCAGCCGCUGCUGUUGCAUCAGUGCCAGAAGCUAAGGAGAAGACUCCAGAGAAGUCCCCGGCCAAAACACCAUCAAAAUCGUCGCCCAAGAAACCAGCUGCGCCCCCUACUCCGGGAGCUUUCCCUGACGAUGACGAGGAGGAGGAGGAAGAGUGGAUUGCUCCUCCACCAGUCCCGGAGAAGGAUCAUAUUGAAUCCAGUCCUCGUCCUGCGCUUCCAAAAAGUUACACGGCGGACAUUAUGGAGGGCAUUCACGGAAUUGACACGGUUAGCGGCGCAGAGUUUGUUCUGCCCAAGCAGCGGCAAGCUGGCAGUCGCUCGACCUCUCCUCAGCGUGGCCCAGCGGUGCCUGAGCGAACAACCAGCACGUUGGGACACACUAAGUCUGCGUCGGUAUCGGUACUGCCCGGGCUCGGCACGGCCUCUAGACCAGCAGGCAUCAACUCGCCUCUGAAGGCGAUUUCCGUUUCCAACCCAGCUCUCAUGUCCGUAUCGGAGACUGGACGUCCUCAAACACCCCAGUCUCCAUCACGCAGCUUCCGCGACAGCCCGCUGAAACAGGUUAAGAACAAGCUUUCUUCGAUCAUCAAGAGUUCCAGAGGGCUUCUGGCAAGCAGUGCCGCUAUCAGCGCCGAGGGCAAGUCCAUGCUGUCGCCAUCGUCAACCAGGCUUGGCUUCCAUGCAGGCCCCUCAACCAGCUCUCUUGCGACGUUGGCCACUACUGCUGACUCGUUGUAUCCCGACCUAUCCCAGCGCGCCACAAAUGAUGCUCCUGUUGUUUCCAGCUCUGGAAGCCCCACGCGCCCGGUCGCAAAGCGAACGAGGUCCUCCACCGAAAGGGAAAAGGAAGAGAAACGCAAGGAAAAGGAAACACAGAAGGAAGCCCGCGUCAUGAACGAGCAGAUGGACAAAUUGGAGAAGGCUCGCGAAAAGGAGCGCGAGAAGGCUCUCGAUGCGCCCCCAUCCGUUCCCAGAUCAGCUGAGCAGCCAGGCAAGCCGUGCGAAGAGAAGCACUCACAAUAUCAUCCAUCCAACUCGUCCCUCUCAUCCAACUUGCACGACACCCUCGGCACCAGUCAGCCUCAACUCAAGAGCAAGGCCAGCUCGGCUUCGCUCCAGCAAAAGCCCUCUCUCUCCAGCCUCAGAGGCUCUACAGCCGGAAGGCCCAAGGCCCUGGAGCUUGCUGCGAAGCGAAAGGAGGUUGAGGAGAAGGAGGCUCAGCGCAAGAGAGAUGCCAAGGCGGAGAUUGAACGCAAGAGGGCGGCGUUGCAAGAAGAGGAGCGUAAGCAGGAACAGCAGAAGCGGCUCGAGGCUGAGAAGCAGAAAGCCAAGGAACGAGAGCAGGCUGCAUCGCAGGCGGAGGCGAAGAAGAACGCCGCACGUCAAGCCGCUAUUGAGCGGGCCAAGCAGACUCGAGCGCCACCUCCCGCUGUGCGAGCUCAGCCUACCGGGCCUCCGGACUACAAUACUGGUUCGGACAAGGCGGCGGCGAGCAACCAGCCCCCCCGCCCUGUAUCACGUAUGAACACUGCCAGUCAACGACCUCAAGAGGAUCUUGGCCGUCCUGUGUCAGCAGUUUUGAACCAGGGUGCCAAGGCACCGCCUAAGCGACCUUUGCAGCAGGAGACCAACGACGGUGCAUCCCGCCACCCGCAAGCCAGGAACGGACCGAGCUACCAGGCCAAGGAUGCCAAGCGCCGACGGACCAGCGACGAUUUCUUUGACGAGCUGGACAUGGACAGCCAGCCCCCUAACAUCAAGGGCCCGCCUUUUUCCCAAGGGGGCGAUUCCCUUUUGCGCCCAACCCCAAACCCGGCCGGACCGUCCCACAAGACGCCGGCCCGGCCGCAGGGCGCUGCCGGUGCGAAAUCAGCCGCCAAGUCGGCGACUCGGUCCUCGCCGCGGUUCCAGAACGGCGAGUCGAUUGAGCUGCCAGAGAUCGACACAGAUGACGAGGACGAGGAGGAAGACGACGCGAACUUUGGCGCUGCUGCGUGGGUCGACUCGCCGGAGCUGCGCAGGGCUCUGACCCGCCAGGAGACUAUGGACCCCUCGCAGAUCUUUGGGCCACCAGUGCCGCUCGUGAUGGAGGAGGUGUUCAGCAAGAGCAAGGACCGUUGGCACAAGUUCAGGGCGCGCACGUCGAGCGCCAACUGGAGCGGCACAGACCGUCUGACGGAAGACGAGAUCAGGAAGGACCUCGUGGCCCGCGACAGGAUGCGCAAGGACGGAGCCUGGACGUUUGAGAUGAGCAAAGACCUGGCAUAG